AUGGUUACGCGCGAUGAAACCCAAAUUUAUGUUGGGAACUUGCCUAAUGAUGUCCGAACAAAAGAAAUCGGAGAUCUAUUCUACAAAUAUGGAAGAGUCAGAUAUAUUGACUUGAAAACCUGCCGUGGUCCAUCAUUCGCAUUUGUUGAGUUUUCAGAUCACAGAAAUGGACCUCAACGAAAGUUCAAUUUUCGUAUACGAGUCACAAAUCUUCCACGGCCCACACGAUGGCAUGACCUAAAAGACUACAUGCAGUCGAUAAAAGAUAUUGUCUUUGGAAUAGUAGAGUUUACAAGUUACGACGUGAAGUAUGCUAUCCGAAAGUUCGAUGGUAGAAAGUUCCGGUUUUAUAAUGUCAGUUGUUUUGAGAAACGACAGAGGGAGAAACCACCUAAAUACGUGUUCGUGAGGAAAAGAAAAGAAGACGUGGAAGCCGUGAUUGUUCUCGUUCCCGCUCUCGCUCUGAGCCACACUCCCGUUUGCUCCGUAGUACGUGCCGCAUCUCAUCUCCCCGUGAUGAUCGCAACCAUGAACGUUCCCGUUCACCAAAACAAAGCCCAUCUCGUUCGGCCACGCCACAAUAGUGCGUUUUCUAUUUUUUUUAAAAAUAUUUCAUGUCAACAGUAUUCAAAACUUUUUGUUCAAACGCUAUAG
This is a messenger RNA of Caenorhabditis remanei, 654 nucleotides long. RefSeq lists its product as uncharacterized. Lineage: Eukaryota; Metazoa; Nematoda; Chromadorea; Rhabditida; Rhabditidae. Bases 1 to 654 code for a protein of 217 amino acids. Gene Ontology annotation, molecular function: mRNA binding. Gene Ontology annotation, cellular component: ribonucleoprotein complex; nucleus; cytoplasm. The transcript has 2 exons. The record is from RefSeq and is a predicted model, not a curated record.